Molecule: messenger RNA, 710 nt
Organism: Kickxella alabastrina
Lineage: Eukaryota; Fungi; Kickxellomycota; Kickxellomycetes; Kickxellales; Kickxellaceae
Product: mitochondrial ribosomal protein L27-domain-containing protein
Exons: 1
Coding region: 271-540 (89 amino acids)
Biological process (GO): translation
Cellular component (GO): mitochondrial large ribosomal subunit
Molecular function (GO): structural constituent of ribosome
Source: RefSeq, a predicted model, not a curated record
GAGAGACACUAAAUACAACAGAAUAGCAAAAAAAAGGUACAUAUUUUUUCUCACUUUUUUUUCUUUGCUCUGCCAUUUGGCCUGGCAUAUCAAAAAAUUACUGACAGAUCACCAAAUCGCAAAUCAACCCAAUUAAUAUCAGCUUUAUGAGGGAAGAUAAAAAUAAUAUUGAGCGCAACAAAACCCGAAUUUCGCAUUUCUGCAUACUUUGUCUCUUCUAUUUAUUGCAUUCCCAAUCCACAGCUCUCGACUUUUAAUUCACAAACAACAAUGCAAGAGGUCAUUCGCGGUCUAUUCAGAGGAGCCAAGCGUGGCGUCAUGACAUCAAAGAAGGGCCAUAACUUUUACAAGGGAAAUCGCACAGGCUCAAUGGGUAGUCACACCAAGCACGGAAACUAUGUGGUUGAUCUAGAGAAGGUCCGUACGUUUGUUGUCCCCGAUAUGGCCGGCUGCGAGCUCAAGGCGUAUGUGUCCCAUCGCUCGGACAAAUUCAAGGCUGACCCUUGCACUGCGGAGAGCUUUGUCGUUGCCAAGGUAUAAAAGCAACGGCUUUGCGGUGCUUCUUUAAUCAAUUCAAGCCAUGUUUUAGAAAAAGCAGCGCUUUGUUUUAUUUAUAAAAGUAUUUGUACCUAUUCAGCUUUAGCUUGCGCCAAAACUGUCACAUAUUAUUUCCCGAUUGUCCUUUUCAAUAUACAUAAAUCAACUUGUCA